This is a messenger RNA of Myodes glareolus (Bank vole), 1353 nucleotides long. NCBI's taxonomy places the organism in Eukaryota, Metazoa, Chordata, Mammalia, Rodentia, Cricetidae. The record is from RefSeq and is a predicted model, not a curated record.
AUGUACGAAGUGAGAAUCCUCAGUCCAGCCCUCGUCCAUUUCCUCCGUCGUUGCUCCCUAAAGGAAGGCGAGUACUUCCUGAAGGUGCUCAUCCCCAGCUACGCAGCCGGCUCCAUCAUUGGCAAAGGUGGCCAGACUAUCGUGCAGCUGCAGAAGGAGACGGGAGCCACCAUCAAGCUAUCUAAGUCCAAAGACUUCUACCCAGGAACUACAGAACGGGUAUGCCUAGUACAGGGCACGGCAGAGGCCUUGAAUGCCGUUCACAGCUUUAUCGCAGAGAAGGUCCGAGAAAUCCCUCAAGCGAUGACCAAGCCCGAGGUGGUCAACAUUCUUCAACCCCAAACCACGAUGAACCCCGACAGAGCCAAGCAGGCUAAGCUCAUCGUCCCCAACAGCACGGCGGGACUGAUCAUCGGUAAGGGGGGAGCAACCGUGAAGGCGGUGAUGGAACAAUCCGGCGCCUGGGUGCAGCUGUCGCAGAAGCCCGAGGGCAUCAACCUACAGGAGCGCGUGGUGACCGUGAGCGGCGAGCCCGAGCAGGUGCACAAGGCCGUGAGCGCCAUCGUGCAGAAGGUACAGGAAGACCCGCAGAGCAGCAGCUGCCUCAACAUCAGCUACGCCAACGUGGCGGGGCCCGUGGCCAACUCCAACCCCACCGGCUCGCCCUACGCCAGCCCGGCCGACGUGCUGCCCGCCGCGGCCGCCGCCUCUGCCGCUACGGCCGAGAAGCUGGCGGCCGAGAGCGCCAAGGAGCUGGUGGAGAUCGCGGUGCCCGAGAACCUGGUGGGGGCCAUCCUGGGCAAAGGGGGCAAGACGCUGGUGGAGUACCAGGAGCUGACGGGUGCGCGCAUCCAGAUCUCCAAGAAGGGCGAGUUCCUGCCCGGCACGCGGAACCGGCGGGUCACCAUCACGGGCAGCCCCGCGGCCACGCAAGCCGCUCAAUACCUCAUCAGCCAGCGGGUCACCUACGAGCAGGGGGUGAGGGCUUCAAACCCACAGAAAGUGGGAUGAGGCCUGUGGUGUGCGUCCCCACCCCCUCCCGCUCCUCCUCCCUCCUUCUCCUCCUCUCCCAACUCCCGCCAGACUUCAGCUUGGUGUGACUCCUGCUUGGCUUGGGAUGGGGCUGGGGUAGGCCUGGCUGCACCCUCCGUUCUGAUAGUCAUAGGCAGGAUUGAGUGACGGCUGGGAAGGGGGCUUUUGAGCCCCCUUUCCAGCCUUGAACUGACCCCUCCUCCCUCCCUCCCUGUGCUUGACUGGGCCUGACCCGCCUCUCCCAGGGUCCAGGUCUAUGUGAUAUCUGUAUAUAUUGCAUUUUGUUGAUUUUAAUAGAAAACAAAGCGUUAUUUUCUCUUU